Molecule: messenger RNA, 3520 nt
Organism: Vombatus ursinus (common wombat)
Lineage: Eukaryota; Metazoa; Chordata; Mammalia; Diprotodontia; Vombatidae
Gene: GRK2
Product: G protein-coupled receptor kinase 2
Exons: 21
Coding region: 28-2097 (689 amino acids)
Biological process (GO): protein phosphorylation; regulation of signal transduction; regulation of the force of heart contraction
Molecular function (GO): G protein-coupled receptor kinase activity; ATP binding; G protein-coupled receptor binding
Source: RefSeq, a predicted model, not a curated record
GGCCAGGGCGGCGAAGGGGGCUACAAGAUGGCGGACCUGGAGGCCGUGCUGGCCGACGUGAGCUACCUGAUGGCCAUGGAGAAGAGCAAGGCCACGCCGGCGGCGCGGGCCAGCAAGAAGAUCCUGCUGCCCGAGCCCAGCAUCCGUAGUGUCAUGCAGAAGUACCUUGAAGACCGAGGGGAAGUGACCUUUGAGAAGAUUUUCUCCCAGAAGCUUGGCUACCUGCUCUUCAGAGACUUCUGCCUGAACCACAUGGAGGAGGCCAAGCCCCUGGUGGAAUUCUAUGAUGAGAUCAAGAAAUAUGAGAAGUUAGACUCAGAGGAGGAUCGUGCCAUCAAAAGCCGAGAGAUCUUUGACUCGUACAUCAUGAAGGAGCUGCUGUCCUGCUCCCACCCUUUCUCCAAGAGUGCCACUGAGCACGUACAGGGCCGGCUCCUAAAGAAGCAGGUACCCCCUGACCUAUUCCAGCCAUACAUUGAGGAGAUUUGCCAGAGGCUUCGGGACGACGUGUUCCAGAAAUUCAUUGAGAGUGAGAAGUUCACUCGGUUUUGCCAGUGGAAGAAUGUGGAACUUAACAUCCAUCUGACCAUGAAUGACUUCAGCGUGCACCGAAUCAUCGGCCGUGGCGGCUUUGGGGAGGUCUACGGCUGCCGGAAAGCCGACACGGGCAAGAUGUACGCCAUGAAGUGUCUGGAUAAAAAGCGUAUCAAGAUGAAGCAGGGGGAGACGCUGGCCCUGAACGAGCGCAUCAUGCUUUCUCUCGUCAGCACCGGGGACUGUCCCUUCAUCGUCUGCAUGUCCUACGCGUUCCACACUCCCGACAAGCUCAGCUUUAUCCUGGAUCUCAUGAAUGGCGGGGACCUACACUACCAUCUGUCCCAGCACGGGGUCUUCUCGGAGUCAGACAUGCGCUUCUACGCCGCCGAGAUCAUCCUGGGCCUGGAGCAUAUGCACCGGCGAUUUGUGGUGUACCGUGACCUGAAGCCUGCUAACAUUCUGCUGGAUGAGUUUGGUCAUGUGCGCAUCUCUGACCUGGGCCUGGCCUGUGACUUCUCCAAGAAGAAGCCUCACGCCAGCGUGGGUACCCACGGCUACAUGGCGCCCGAGGUCCUGCAGAAGGGCGUCGCCUAUGACAGCAGCGCCGACUGGUUCUCUCUGGGCUGCAUGCUCUUCAAACUACUGAGAGGGCACAGCCCCUUCCGCCAGCACAAAACCAAGGACAAGCAUGAGAUCGACCGCAUGACGCUGACGAUGGCCGUGGAGCUGCCGGAGUCCUUCUCACCAGAAUUACGCUCCCUCCUGGAAGGACUGCUACAAAGGGAUGUCAACCGGAGGCUGGGCUGCCUCGGCCGCGGGGCUCAGGAGGUGAAGGAGGCCCCUUUCUUUAAGAGCGUGGACUGGCAGAUGGUUUUACUGCAGAAGUAUCCGCCACCUCUGAUCCCACCGCGAGGCGAGGUGAACGCUGCUGACGCCUUUGACAUCGGCUCUUUCGAUGAGGAGGAUACAAAAGGGAUCAAGCUGCUGGACAGUGACCAGGAGCUGUAUCGAAACUUUCCCCUCACGAUCUCGGAGCGGUGGCAACAAGAAGUGGCCGAGACGGUCUUUGACACGGUCAACUCUGAGACGGACCGGCUGGAGGCCCGGAAGAAGGCCAAGAACAAGCAGCUGGGCCAUGAGGAUGAUUACGCCCUUGGCAAAGACUGCAUCAUGCAUGGCUACAUGUCCAAGAUGGGCAACCCCUUCCUCACCCAGUGGCAGCGGCGUUACUUCUACCUGUUCCCCAAUCGGCUUGAGUGGCGGGCCGAGGGCGAGGCACCGCAGAGCCUCCUGACCAUGGAGGAGAUUCAGUCGGUGGAGGAGACCCAAAUCAAAGAGAGGAAAUGCAUCCUGCUGAAGAUCCGAGGCGGCAAACAAUUCAUCCUGCAAUGCGAUAGUGACCCGGAGCUGGUUCAGUGGAAGAAGGAGCUGCGGGACGCCUGCCGAGAGGCCCAGCAGCUGGUGCAGCGGGUCCCCAAGAUGAAGAACAAGCCGCGAUCGCCCGUAGUGGAGUUGAGCAAGAUGCCGCUGACGCAACGGGGCAGUGCCAAUGGCCUCUGACCCCUGGCCCCGCCUAGCCGCCUGCCCCUGCCCAACCUUUUAUAAACCUCUAAUUUAUUUUGUGGAAUUUUUAUUAUUUUUUUCCCGCCAAGCGGAAAAGGUUUUAUUUUAUAAUUAUUGUGAUUUCCUGUGGCCCUGCCUGGCCCUGUGGAAGGGGCCCGCUUGUCCCCUACACCUCCUCUUCCCACGGCCAUCUAGCACCACUGCUCUCACUUCACCCCUGGGACGAUGAGGUGGCCGUCUCUGUGUCUUUCUAGCGGGGACCAGGCAGGGUUGGAUCUGGGGAAAGGCCUUACCCCUUUCCUGGGGCGGGAGAAGACAGUCCAGUUCUCCCCCCUCCCGUCUCCCGUGGACAGGAGUGGACAAGGCCACAUGGUCUCAGAUGCCACCUGGGCACCCCAGCAGACUGAGCCGUGCGUGUGCCCACGCUGCCCCAGCCGUCGCGUCCCCGCAGUUGUAUCUGCUAGGAGAGCUAGCGGGUCAAGGGGCCCCUUAACUGUGCCACUCAGGGCUUCGGUCACGGGAGCUCGCAGGAUCGGGGUCCUACCUGAAGCUCUCCACCACAGUGCCCUGAUAGGACUGCUGCCCGAGCGCCCCUACAAAAGUCAGGGGAUCUGCCUUUGCCCCCCUCCCCCUUUCCUUGCCCAUGGGAUCACCAUGUGUCCUCUCCUGGCUUGCCACCUCUGUCAGGGGUAUCAGCUUCCAUGUGCCAACUCCCCGGCUCUGGCACCAUUCAGGAAGGCAGGCUCCGGCCUGAACUGGAGGAGCCACACGGCCGAGCAAGAUUAGCCAGUCUCUGCCAAGCACCGCCAUGGUAUCAACUUUGCCCUCCCCCCUCCCCAGCCCCUGCCCUACUGAUGCCUCCACCCUGCUUGGCAGGAGCCUUGGAAGCUUUCCCAGAUUGUGCCAAAUGGACCAGGCCUCAUGCUCGUCUCAGGGGAGCAAGUCUCAGGCUUAGCCACAUGUUUCACUGGUGAGCGCAGAGAGAAACUUCUGUCCUAAGUGUCCCCCCUGCAGGAUUUAGGAUCGAGGCAGCAAGAGCCCCGGUGCCCAGUGGGGACCAUGGCUAAAUGUUGAGCCCCUUUCUUGCCCAGGUCGGGGCUGGUGUUACUUUGUCACUGUCUCCCCAGGGGCAGGUGGUGCCCACGGCCCUGCCCUGGCCCCUGUGCUGAAGCCCCUUCCUGGGCGCCCACCGCAUGUUCCCAGCCUCCCUCCUACCUGUCCUGCUGCUGCUGCCGCUGUGCAGUGUGUAAUGUGUCCCCCCCCCCCACCUGGGGCUGGGUCUGUGUGUGACGCCCCUGCUACCAUCGCGCCUACCUCCCCACCACCAACACUCCAUGUGCGUUUCUUUGCCGAUUUUUGAAUGUGAUUUUAAAGAGUGGAAAAAAAAAAGAUCGAGUUUUUAUAAAAAAAAAAAAUGGUA